AUGAAUUAAAAUACUCAUACUUAUGAAGAGAGUCCAUCUUUUUAGGAUUCUUUUAUAGAUUAACAAUAAUAAAUUAAGAGUAAUUUAUCUCUUCAUACAUUGCAACCAAACGAUACUUUUCAUGCUGAAUACUAAACUCAGAAUCCUCCCUCUUUUCAGGAAAAGAAUCUAUUUAUUAACUAGUUAAAUACCAAUGAAUACAGUCAUGAUAACUUUGAAGUUGAUUAAGUAACAGGAGAGUAAGACUAUUUAAAUGAUGGUGAAAAUAACACUAGAAAUUAUACUAUAAAUUACAAUCAUGUAGAAAAUAAUUAAGAUGAAGAUGAUGAAAUAUACGCUGAUUACUUGCCUGAAAAUUUCUUUGAGCAAUUAAAACCGAACCCAAGCUAAUUUACAAUGAAUUUUAAUUAGAACACUAAAAAAAAGGAAGAAAGAAAAUCCAUAAAUAAUCGUUCAACUUCUCUUAAAAAAAGAAUAGAAUAAAAAAAUGAUGAGAUGUUAUACACUAGAGCCGCCAAGUAGUAAAUAUGCCAAAACCUCGUUUAGCAAUAGAUUGAUAAAGAAAUCAAAUACAUGUCUAAUGCAAAAAAAAUGAGCCAAAAUAGCUAUAGAAUAGUGGCAAAAAAAUUAGAAAAUGUAAUAUCUUCAAAAAUGGCAGAAAUUGACCCCUCUUUGAGUAAAAUAUUGACAUUUUCUCAAGUAGGCAGAUUAUUCUAGCUGCUUGAUUUAUUCACUGUAGUUAAAUUUGAUGAAAACUCAUAAAUCAUCAUCGAAUAAAAUAUAGAUCCUCAUAAAAAACUUAGAUUUGCCCAAGAAACAAUGUUUCACCAAUAAUUUUGGUUUUUUGUUGUGAAUUAUAUCAAUAAAGAGACUGUAUUGGGAGAAAUAGUUUUUUCUACUCUGAGAAUAUUGAUGGAUCCAAUGCAAUUAACGAUUAAAGAAACUAAAGAUUUCUUAGCUUAGUAUAUGGGUAGGACACUUACAUAUUUAGAAGAAGAUAGAAAAGCUGCUUAAGAGAGAACAUAAGGAUUUUAGCUCUGGAGCGUUGACGAAAUUAUCAAGGCAUUUCGCUAGAUUAAUGAAUAAAGAAUUUUAAGGGAAAAGUCUUAAAACAUAAAUAAUAUUAAUAAUGUAAAUAAAAAUAAAGCAAGCAAUAAAGAUUUAGAUAAAAAUAUUUAUACUUUCAAACCAACAAUUGAUAAAAACUCUUAAUUAAUUGAUGAAAUGCAUAGGAAAAAAUUUGCUAUGGCAUCUAGUGGACUAAAUAUCACUCCUAUUAGACAUUCAAAUGCAACACAAAACACAAAGAGUAUACAAAGUACUAAUAAACUUAUAAAUUUACUCUAAUCUUCCUAAAGUAACUAGAAUCUGCAUUCUUAAGCUAGUAUUUUACUCUAACAGUAAAUGAAUUAAACUCUGAUCAAUAAUUAAAGCAAUACAAAUAAUUUGAAUCACAACAGCAGCUCUUUGAGUUUUUUAAAUAAUACAAAUAAUUAAGUUAAUUAACACCCUAACAUGAAUUACAACGAAAAUAAUUCUACAACUACUAAUGCUACAAGUGACUAUAGAAGCACUACUAUGAAUACUGAUGUGGCUAAUAAUAGCUCUGAAAAUUCAUAAAGAAACAGUGAUAAAUUUCUUUCUUAAAAAGUUAAAUCUCUACUUUCUCAGCAUUAGCAUCCUUCUAGAACGAAUUUAAAUACAAACAAUUAAAAUUUUAACACUUUGUAGCACAAUAGUCAUAAUAAUAACAACCAAAAUGGCUAAAUUGGAAUGAGUGAAUAUGAUCAUGAAGAUCCUUAGAGCUACUUCUCAAAAAUUAAAAGAUGUGCUACAUUAAGCAGUUUCUAAAUUCCAGAGGAAGAUUAUAUAGAAGAUAUUAGCCACAUUCCUUCAAAUAAUUUUGAAAAACCAAUAGAUAGAGUCAACAUGAUGCUAUAGAAGUAGCAGCAAACCUAGAGAAAAAUCAGUUAAAAAAAGGAACAAAUAAUUUAGGAACAAAUGAAGGAAUGUACUUUUAAACCAUAACUUCAAAGAAGUGUUUCUCCUUAAUACUCUGCAUAUUCUAGAAAUCAAAAAGAAUUAUUACAAAGACAGUAGCAUGAUAUAAACAAAAGAUAGUAAGCAGCAGAAUAAAGAAAUAGAUAAAAGUAAGAAUAUGAAGAAAAACUAUUAAAUGAAUGUACAUUCUAACCUUCGUUAUCUCCUUCUUAAAGGCUCAUUAACAAAACAAGUAAAUCACCAGUUUCACCUAAAGGGUUUGAAUAAACUGUUCAUAGAAUGAGAGCUGCUUAGGAUAUUUAGCGUUAAAGCAGAAAAGCUUUUGAUUAAGGAUCAUAUAGCUCGAAUGCCUAAAUAGUAAGAAAUUCUGUUGUUAGAAAUUCAUUAAGUCCAAAUGUUGAAAUUAAUAAAUAAAUUUAGAUAUAAUAAAGCUUUUAGAAGCAAAAUCCUUCUUAAUAGCAAGAACAAUACUUAUAAUAAGUAAAUUAACAAAAAUAAAUUUAAUAAGAUUUUUCAGAAGAUUUAGAAGGAGAUAUGCUACAAUAAUAACCAUAAUAAGAAAAAUAAUAAUUUUACUAGAUAUAUGAAAACUAAAAUUAAAGUGCAAAUCAAAUGCAUUAAUAAAAAUAAAGCAUAGUUGAAAAAGAAAACGAACAAAGAUUAGAUUUAGAAAACUAAUUCAUUAAUGACUAAUAAAGUUUUGUAGAGAAAAUAACAAAUAAAUAAAAACCUAAUUUUUAAGAUUAAACAUUUGGAGAUUCAUAAAAGAAAAACCAAUAAUUAGAAAUUUAUUAAAAACCAAAAGCUAAGCCAUUUUUUGUGCUAGAUAUUAUUACACCAAAAGGAGAGAAAGCAGCUUUAGAACUAUUUAAGGAUGAUGAUAUUUACCAAAAAGCUGAAGUAUUCUCUUAACAAUAUUAAUUAGACGAAAUUACAUAAAGUAAAAUAGAAUAGAUCCUAGAUUAGCAAAUGCAAAAAUAUCUCUUAAAAAAAUAAAACACUGUAAAAAAUAAUUGA
Molecule: messenger RNA, 3018 nt
Organism: Tetrahymena thermophila SB210
Lineage: Eukaryota; Ciliophora; Oligohymenophorea; Hymenostomatida; Tetrahymenidae
Product: histone deacetylase family protein
Exons: 10
Source: RefSeq, a predicted model, not a curated record